Brassica napus (rape) is the source of this 1237-nucleotide messenger RNA. RefSeq names its product E3 ubiquitin-protein ligase RNF181-like. Lineage: Eukaryota; Viridiplantae; Streptophyta; Magnoliopsida; Brassicales; Brassicaceae. Bases 440 to 1111 code for a protein of 223 amino acids. The record is from RefSeq and is a predicted model, not a curated record. The transcript has a single exon.
AUAUAAAAGAUUCUUGGGCGAAUACAAUUUUUAGGUCUCUAUAAUUAAUUAAUUUUAAUUUUAUCAUCAUAAUAUUAUUAAAAGUAUAUAAAACUUAUCUAAAAUUAUUAAUUUAUUUGUAUUUUGUAAAUAUAAAAAACACAGACUAUUAUGUCUUUUAAAUAUUGUGUAAAUAUGAGAUUGAAAGUGGAAAAAGAAAAGUUAGACCCUUGUUGUCAUAAAAAAGAAGAAAAAAAAUCUGGGUCCUUUAUAGUACUAAAUUUGCUUGAUUUUAGGUGGGCCCGGGUGAUUCCACUGUUUGCCCUCCUACCUAAGCAUUGGAUAAACAGUCUGGCCCUUGUGUUAUAAAUAUAAGUAACCCUAUAGGCUAGAGCAAAUCAGCAACAACAAAAAACUUUAAACUCUGUUUCGCCUACUGAUAUUGCUUCUGUAAGUAGUCAUGAAACACAAACUCUCCCACGAAAUCGAUAACUACCCUGAAUCAGACGAUGCGGGCACAAUCAGAGUCACGGCAAAGAUCUUUGGCCAAGAUGAUAACUCGACAUUCACGACUCUGUCCCUUGCCAAAGACUUCAUAGAUGAUGAGAACGAAGAGUGUAAAAGCAAAGAAGACUUGAACUACUUCUUGUUGGAAGCCGGAAUCACCGAAGAUGUUAUCAAUAAUGCGAUAUUGGAGCUAAUUGUUUAUGUUGAUGAGGUAACGUGCCCUGCAAGUAUCGAGUACUCUCCUGGCUGUGCUUUGAAUGUUCGGUUGGAUCUUGUUCCUGAUUAUCUCGAUGAUGAUGAUGACUCUGAGAUUCAAGAAGCUGCUCAAGUCUCGUUUGAUGAUACUAGCAAUAUCCGGUUUGGACCAGCUAGCAAGCUCGUGGUCAAGUCGCUACCCAGGAAAGUAUACAACAAGAAGAUUAAAAAGGAAAAGAAGAAGAACAAGAAGAUGGUUAGCUUGGAAGAGUGCAGGAUUUGUUUGCAAGAGUUUAGCAAUGGAGGAAUGGUUGUGACUUUAUCAUGUGGACAUGAGUUUGACGAAGAGUGUAUCGUAAAGUGGUUUGAGACCAGUCAUGUUUGUCCAUUGUGUCGUCUCGAGUUGCCUUGUCAAGAUGAUGAGCUAUAGCAUGUCAAGAUUGUUGGGUUGAACUCCGGUUGCUUAUUGUAAUAAAUCAUUGUUUAAAUAUCAUUUAAAUCCGAUAUUGUUGUUUUGUUACUUCAGAGUAUGUUUUUAUGUAGUAUCAACAUACCA